Limanda limanda (common dab) is the source of this 972-nucleotide messenger RNA. RefSeq lists its product as uncharacterized. The transcript has 6 exons. The record is from RefSeq and is a predicted model, not a curated record. Gene Ontology annotation, molecular function: 2,4-dienoyl-CoA reductase (NADPH) activity. Lineage: Eukaryota; Metazoa; Chordata; Actinopteri; Pleuronectiformes; Pleuronectidae. Bases 1 to 732 code for a protein of 243 amino acids. Gene Ontology annotation, cellular component: mitochondrion. Gene Ontology annotation, biological process: fatty acid beta-oxidation.
AUGUCCAACUCGAGCAGGGUGGUGCUGGCGCUGGGGGGGGCGGGGACGGUGGGCUCCGGGGUCGUCAAGGCUCUGCUGGACAAAGGUUUUAAGGUGGCAGUGAUCUCCAGGGACAGCAGCCGACUGGAGAGACUCCGGACGUUCAUCUCUCCGAGCACAAAGGAAAACCUCACCACUCUAGUGGGGGAUGUGGGGUCCGAGGAGGGGGCGGAGCUAGCCAAGCAGGCGCUGCUGGACGCCGUGGGGAAGGUGACGGACGUGGUUUCCUCUCUGGGCUUCAGCUGGUGGCAGGGAGGCCCCCCCCACACGCAGUCCGUCAAGGAGCUCCAGUGGGUGAUGGAGACCCUCCUCUUCAGCACGUUUGUCUCAUGGAAGACCUUCUUCCCGCUGGUGAGGGACGACGCCCACUGCACCUACACCUUCAUCACAGGAGGAGCAGGAGAUAAGAUGCUGAUGCCAGGAACUGGUUUCCUGACGGUGGGAGCUGCCAGCGCUCUGGCUUUCUGCCAGGUUCUACGAGAGGAGUACCCCGACGUCCCCUGUAAACUGAACCAGGUGAAGAUCAACACAGGCGUAGCGGCUCCAGAGCGGAUGGCUCCUGGUUACCUGAACCAUCUGGACCUGGGCGAAACUGUCGCCGCCCUGGUGGAGAAGAGAGACACCUCCCACAAGGUCUUCAACAUCCGCUGCCCUGCUGACCUCAAAACCGUCCUUCUGGAGAGGAACCUGUAGACUCGCAGACGCCACCUUGUGGUCACAGUCUGCUCUGACUCGACUCUCUAGAAGCAGAUGUGUGUUCUCUUCUCUCACGGCUCUGAACCGUCCUUGCACAUCUUCAUCUGACUUGUUGUAUAUCUUUUAAACUAACACUGUAAACGUCGUCCCGCUCCUUGUUCUUAGAUCUUAGCUACGUUUACUUUGCAUGAACUGUUGUGACGCUUGUAAAAAAAAUAACACAAAGGAUUUAUUAUA